AUGGGUGACUAUGAUGAAGACACUGCAUUUCUUGGACAGACCGGUCCUUACUUCUGGACCACGUUCUUCCUUCUGAACACAGUUUUUGUGUCAACUGGAUUCAACGGACUUUACAUAGUCUUUGUUGGUGCAGCUCCAAAACACCACUGUUUCAUUCCAGACGUCAACCUGACUGAGGAGUGGAGAGAUGCCAUCAUUCCCUUCAGGAUAGUGGAUGGUGUAGAGGUGCAGAGCCAGUGCAGCAGAUACAAGCUGGAUGUGGUUAGAAAUCUCUCUGCCGAUGGGUACGUUCCUAGAAGGGAUGUUAACCUCAGUAGCAUGGAGCAGGAGGGAUGUUUAGAUGGAUGGAAUUACAGUAAAGAAAUCUACCAAUCUAACAUAGUCACUGAGGUCAGUAUCAGUAAUGUAUAUGUGUGUUUCCUGAAUGAGGUGUUAGUUAUGAGGAAAUGUCAGUUCUGAAAAUGUUUCUCUUUGUUUGAAAUGUACAUAAUUCACAUCUUUUCACAGUGGGAUCUUGUUUGUGACAAUCAGUGGAAAGUUCCUUUUGCAUCCUCGACUCUCUUUGUGGGAUACCUUUUUGGGUCCCUAAUCUCAGGCCAGCUCUCUGACAGGUUUGGGAGGAAGAAGGUUGUUUUCAUCUCACUUGGGGCCCAGUGUGUCUCAGUCAUGCUUCAGUCCUUCUCCCAUUCAUGGAGGAUGUUUUGUAUAAUGUUCCUCUUUGUUGGAGCCUCACAGAUUUCCAUCUAUAUUUCUGCAUUUGUACUAGGAACGGAGUUAUUAAGUAAAACCAUGCGUGUACUCUUCACAACUCUUGGGGCCUUCCUUUUCUAUUGCAUUGGGUAUAUGACACUACCUUGGAUUGCAUAUGGCAUCAGAGAGUGGAGGACUCUUCUUGCUGUUUUGUCUGCAACCUCUGUGGUCUACAUCCCACUGUGGUGGUUCAUCCCUGAGUCUCCACGGUGGCUGAUCACACAGGGAAAAUGGAAGGAAGCCGAGCUCAUAGUGAGAGAGGCUGCAAGGAAGAAUAAAGUUCAGGCACCACCUGUAAUCUUUAAAGAAUCUGAGCUACAGACAAUGCCUCUUAACAGGACGUAUACCAUGCUUGAUAUUCUGAGAUCCAAGAACAUCAGAUGCAUUACAUUAAUGUGUCUCAUUUUGUGGAUGGCAAUAAACAUUGGAUAUUUCGGUUUAUCUUUGAACACCUCCAACCUUAGUGGUAAUCCCUUCAUGAACUGUUUUUUAUCAGCUACUACUGAGGUCCCUGCCUAUGUUGUGUCUACAUGGCUCCUGAAGAAAUGUCCAAGAAGAGCACUUCUGUCAUCAUUCCUUGUCAUCGGAGGAGGAGUCCUGCUGCUCAUCCAGUUCAUCCCUGAUACCCUUCAGCAUGUAGCUCUGGCACUGGAAAUGACUGGGAAGUUUGGCUUCACCAUGGCGUUCAGCAUCGUCUACAUCUACACAGCUGAGAUCUAUCCCACUGUGCUGAGGAAUGUCGGCAUGGGAGUGUGCUCCUCGGCCGCACGCAUUGGCAGUAUCACAGCUCCUUACGUCAUCUAUUUGGGUACUUAUAACAAGGUUCUGCCUUAUAUUCUCAUGGGAAGUCUCACAAUUGCUUCAUCUGUGGCUAACUUCUUCCUUCCGGAGACCCUCAAUAAAGAUCUUCCAGAAACAGUGGAGCAGAUGCAAGAAUGUCAGGGGUAG
This is a messenger RNA of Scomber japonicus (chub mackerel), 1698 nucleotides long. It is a transcript of the gene slc22a5, whose product is annotated as solute carrier family 22 member 5. Lineage: Eukaryota; Metazoa; Chordata; Actinopteri; Scombriformes; Scombridae. Gene Ontology annotation, biological process: transmembrane transport. The record is from RefSeq and is a predicted model, not a curated record. Gene Ontology annotation, molecular function: transmembrane transporter activity. Gene Ontology annotation, cellular component: membrane. The transcript is spliced from 8 exons.